UUGCUUGCCUGGGGAAAGUCGCAGUUGUCGAUUCCAGCGUAUGGUUCAGCUUGGAUAUUCUUUUCCGCGAACCAUUUUCCCGCCCGGCGGGUUCUAGGUGGGGGUGCGAGGAUGUGCUGAUAGUAGCUGGCUGUAGGACACAUUUUAAGUGCGGCGCCAGAGUGAUAUCUGUGGAAGGCAGUAUUUUUUGUGCCGGACCAUUCGGAUUAGCGUAGCACAAUGAAAACUGGACGAGGUUUCGAAUUAGCCAUAAUUUGGUUGCUGCACGCUCGGCUGAAUAGCGGUUACAAAUCAUAUGAGGAAUCGCAGCAAAAAAUUGUCGGUGGAAUUCAGGCGAGGGAACCGAUUCCAUACCAGGUAUCGAUACAGAUUAUGAUCAAUUCGUUCUAUGGCUUUGGGCCGAAAACAUGGGCGCACAACUGUGGAGGGUCGAUCAUUACCGCGCACCACGUGCUAACUGCGGCUCACUGUCUGGACAAAAUUGAUCCCUCCCGGAUCUCGGUAGUUUCCGGAACGAAUGAUCUGCGAGAAAAAGGAUCCCACGGGCGUCGUACCAUGGUCAGUUGGCACAAAAUCCAUCCGGAGUACAAGGAGCUGGACAAGUGUGACAUUGGCAUCGUCCGGGUUGCGGACGCCUUCCAUUUUGAUCAGAAAACCUUAGCCAUCAAAUAUUCGAACCAUUCUGUAGCUGGAGGAGUUGAUUGUCUUCUAACCGGAUGGGGUUUCACGAUGCCGGUUCGUGUCGGGAAAACUCCACAGGAUCUGCAGAAGGCAACACUCAGGACCAUCACCAAUGAAGAGUGCAUCAAUCGAGGCUUUCCGGUGAACCCAACGGAAAUCUGUACCUUCACGAGAGCCGGACAGGGUGCCUGUGGGGGUGACUCGGGUGGACCGUUAGUCCUGAAGGAUGAAGUGGUAGGAGUAGUUUCGUACGGUACCAGAUUCUGUGGUACCGGAUCGCCGGAUGUUUUUACCCGCGUUUCCAUGUUCAAGGAGUGGAUUGACGCGACUGCGGUUUGAGUUUUGCAUGUUUGUUUUUGGGCUUUAUAUAAGGUAUAUCCUUUUGCUGUUAUUAAUGUGCUGUUGGUUAAUUUUUGUUUAAAUAAAUUAAU
Messenger RNA from Uranotaenia lowii, 1112 nucleotides. Its product is annotated as chymotrypsin-2-like. Lineage: Eukaryota; Metazoa; Arthropoda; Insecta; Diptera; Culicidae. The transcript has 4 exons. The coding region runs from base 220 to 1020 and encodes 266 amino acids. Gene Ontology annotation, biological process: proteolysis. The record is from RefSeq and is a predicted model, not a curated record. Gene Ontology annotation, molecular function: serine-type endopeptidase activity.